Molecule: messenger RNA, 741 nt
Organism: Rotaria socialis
Lineage: Eukaryota; Metazoa; Rotifera; Eurotatoria; Philodinida; Philodinidae
Source: the annotation of a GenBank genome assembly
AUGUUGUCAGAUCCAUGGAUGAUCAUUGGUGGUACAUUUGUACUUCAUCAACUCAUUUUUUGGAUUCAUAAUGGUAUUCUUCUACUUAUCACUGACGUUCUCUGGCCGAAUCAAUUACACAAAUAUAAAAUACAAAAGGAUAUUCAUGUCGAUUGGAAAUCUAUUCGAAAAUGUGCACGAGCAGUCUUGUUCAAUCAAUUGUAUAUUUUUCUUCCAUUUCUCUUUUUCAUUUGCCCAUUAUUUAUGCAUCUAAAUGUCCGAUGGUAUUUACCGUUUCCCUCAUGGCAUCGAAUCAUAUUUGAACUGUUUGGCUUUGUUCUUGCCACUGAAGUAUUCUUUUAUUACAGUCAUCUUCUUCUUCAUACAUCGUUCAUAUAUGAACGCGUACAUAAGCAACAUCAUCAAUUUCGAGCACCAAUCGGUCUCGCUUCGGAAUAUGCUCAUCCGAUUGAAUUUGUCAUUUCGAACAUUGGCCCUGUCGCUGCUGGUCCGUUACUCUUUCGAUCUCACUUAUUAACAACAUGGAUUUGGCUUUUGGUUGCACUUGUGAGCACAAAUCAUGGUCAUUCAGGAUAUUCUAUACCAGGUCCAUUUGGUAUUAAUAUUAUCAAUGCAACAUUUCACGACUUUCAUCAUUCGCAAUUUACUGGCAAUUUUGGCAGCAUAGGUUUACUUGAUCGUCUUCAUGGCACUGAUAAAGCCUGGCGAGCAAGAAAGAUGAUAAAAAAAAAGCAAACGUAA